AUAUACACUCAUAUAUGAGACAGAGCGCUAUAUAAAUGCAAUCUGUUUUUGUUAUCAUUAUUAUUAUAUUAUUCACAACCAUAAUGAAGAAACAUGUCUGAAAUCUAUGACUAUGCUGUUCUUAAAUUUGUACAAAAAUACUGCUGGUUAGGUUUUGAAAACAAUCUGUUAGUAAUAAAUCGGAAGAUUAAAAUAAAACUCGAGUACCCGAGUUAUGUCAAAUGCUCGAGCUUAGCAUCGCAAGAAAAGAAUGCUCGAUUAUGCAAGUAUCUAGCGGUGAGAGAACAGGACAAAAAAAAUCACAAAACUACGAUCUUUGGUUUCGGUUUGUGGAACUGGUGGAUCAGUUCUUCCCGUUGUCACUUUCCACAAUUCACUCACAUACGGCACUGUGAGUGUGAGUAUUUCCGUUUUCCUAAUUUUACGAGUGACAUUCUUUCGAGUCCUCCUUCUAGGUCUAUCCGUUUCUGAUAGGAGAGAGCACGUCAUCUCGAAAGUCCGUUCCAUCACAUCUUUUGUCGACAAGAAGUUGAGAACAGAGUGUUCACGUGUGGGAACCAUGGGUCCGAAGAAGAUGCAGUAUAUCCCAGGUCUGACCCAGAGGCCAGAUGAUAGUGAAUUUCCUGUACCGGAACCAGAAGAGACGGAGGAUGACAUUCUCAUACGUGAGUUUCUGAAGGGCAAGAAGAACCCGACCAUGUGUCUUCAUGAGUACUGCUCUCGGAACCGCAUGCAGCUGGAUUUUCGCGAGGAGGCGGCAGAGCACAGACCCGGCUACAUCGGCAGGUUUGGAAUUCGUGUGAUCAUCGACGGGCAGAGUUAUCUCCAGGGAGUGGGCCAAAACAAGAAAGAGGCCAGAAACGAGGCCAGCAGGCUGGCGUUCCGGGCUCUGGUUGGUUUGGAUGACUUUGUUCCAGUGGAAGAAAAGUCAGAGGAGUCUGAGGACAGAUUCUUGGAAGUUCGCAGGUUACGAGACCUGUGUAAGGAAAGAGAUCUAAUAUAUAACUCCUCAGUUGAUGUGGAUCCAGACGGCUUGCACCGCUGCGUGGUCGCUGUUGCGGGCCAGGACCAGGUGGUUGAGAAGGGGCCGGAUAAAGACCGGGUCAUUUUGGCCGCUCACUCACAGGCUAUUGUGAUGUUGGGAGAGGCAGCCACGGCUCAUGUAGACACACUGUAUGCCGAGGGGGCAUUCCCUGCCUUGGAAAUGCCAGUACUUGCCCCUAACCCCGAGAUUGCACAGAAAAGACAGGACAUUGUCUAUGAGACGUUUGAAUUGCGACUGCAGCUUUUGCCGCCAUACUUCUCCCAAAUGGAGCACAAAAUUGCGGCCUUCUUCUUGUGCAGCAGCCAGGGUGGAGUGGGAGAAUUGGUGGCUCUGGGUACAGGGAGCUGUUCUAUUGCUGCAGAGCACGUGACCGUCGAUGGCCGCAGUCUUCUUGAUUCCACUUGUCUCACUGUGGCCAGACGAUCCCUCUUGAGAUACUUAGCUCAAGAAAUGCUGAACCUUCAUGAGGGAAAGAGUAGCAUAUUCAUGUGGGCCCCCGAUGACUCCAACAAGAUGCAACUGGCAGAUGGCAUGAGUUUACACCUGUACCUUAGCCACCCUCCAGAUGGGGACUACCAGGAUUUUCUUGAAGGGUCCACUAGUCCAACCCCAGAGGAACAGCAAACGAUUGACCAGGGUGGUCACCUCCCGACAUUUACAAAUGAUCUUCAUGGCAUGUUGAAGUGCAGAACUGAGAAAGGAGUCGUGGAGAUGACCCACCACGUGGAGAGCCAGACGAGUCUGGCGCUGGUCAAGGAGAAAAACGAAAUACGAGUGAUGAGUCAGUCGGACAAACUGCUUCACUGGAACAUCGUUGGGCUGCAGGGGGCAGCACUCAGUCUGUUCACACACCCGAUCUACUUGUCGUCCAUUUCUCUCGGAUUUCAUCCCCAAAACAACCAUGGCCACCUGUGUCGUGCUCUGUGCUGUCGGGUUUACAAUGAGCUGUCGGAUGAGCUUCCUGCCCCGUACCGCAUCUCGCACCCUGUCCUUCAGUUUUGUCCUCGCAGGGCACAGCUGCGGCUGUCUCAUUUGUACAGCCAACAGUCAAACAUCAGCAUCAACUGGAACUGCUAUGACUCUCUUUUGGAAUUGGUGGAUGGGGACAAGGGAAGAACAAAUGAAAUAUCUCCUUUCAAAGUGUCCCGGUCUCCAGGCUGUGCCAGCCGACUGUGUAAAACAGCCAUGCACAUGAAAUGGUUUAUGGACCUUUGCAAAGCGGAGCGUAGAGGGAAAGCUGAAUUCUUUCGUGGCAAGACUCCCGCAGAUGUGAAGGCUGCUGCCAGUGACUACCAGCUGAGCUCAAGAGCCUUUGUCCAGCACUGUGAACACCAUGGGGUUGGCAAAUGGAUGCAUGUACCUCCUGAAGUGAACUAUUUUAUGAAAUGAUAACAACUCUUGUAUAAUUUUGUAAUAAUAAUAUAAUAGCUUUUGUAUUGGGCAAAGUCCCACUCAACAGUCAGAAAGCUGUAUGUGUGCCAUUACCCCAUUUGCUGUUAUGAUUUUUCUUUGAAGUAAAGCAGGUUAUUUUUUUAUGGAGGGGUUCCAAUAUACAAGGGAAAACUACAGCUCCACAACACUGAGAGGUUUUUAUACUGGGAAGAGUUAUUUCUCUUGUUCAACAGCAGAGAAAGAAAAA
Molecule: messenger RNA, 2684 nt
Organism: Aplysia californica (California sea hare)
Lineage: Eukaryota; Metazoa; Mollusca; Gastropoda; Aplysiida; Aplysiidae
Product: adenosine deaminase domain-containing protein 1
Exons: 13
Coding region: 560-2434 (624 amino acids)
Biological process (GO): adenosine to inosine editing; RNA processing
Cellular component (GO): nucleolus; cytoplasm
Molecular function (GO): double-stranded RNA binding; tRNA-specific adenosine deaminase activity; double-stranded RNA adenosine deaminase activity
Source: RefSeq, a predicted model, not a curated record